AUGUUGGUGUACUUCUGGGGGUUCCUGUACAGCAACUACUUUCGGUUCUGGCUGAAGUGGAUCUUGAGGCUGCUGACUCGGAAAUGCGAACUGCAGCGUGUCUUUGAUGGCUCGCAGGCAGGGGCGCAGCGGCGGACGCUCAGCAUAGAACAUUCACUGGAAUCCUCAAAGAAUAAGGUUUUAAGAAAUGCUGUACGUGUUGAGGAAGCUGAAGUGGAGAAGUGUGUCAGAGAUGUCAUGAAAGAAAAGAAAAUCGAUCAGAAGGAUACAGGGUUUAAGACAAAUCUGCAUAUAUCCUUACUGCAGAUAUCAGGUUAUAAAAAACUUUACUUGAAUGUGGAGAAUCUGAGGAAGGUCCCAUAUGAUUCGGAUAACGAAGAACAUGAGGAACAGUUAAUUGAGCUUUGGAAUUUGCUGAUGCCUCAUGAGAAUCUGAAGGCCAGAAUCACCAAGCAGUGGUGUGACAUUGGCUUCCAAGGUGAUGAUCCCAAAACAGACUUCAGAGGAAUGGGCCUGCUGGGGUUAGUGAAUCUAGUGUAUUUUAGUAAGCACUACACCGACGAAGCUCGUCAGAUCCUUUCUCGUUCAAAUCACCCAAACCUGGGAUAUUCUUAUGCAAUAGUUGGAAUCAAUCUGACAGAAAUGGCAUACAGCUUACUUAAGAAUGGUGCUUUAAAGUCACAUCUGUACAACGUGGUCUCUGGAUUGCCACAGAUGGAGCACUUCCAUCAGUUUUACUGUUAUCUGGUUUACGAGUUUGACAAGUUCUGGUUUGAAGAAGAACCAGAAAGCAUUAUGCACUUCAACCAGUACAGAGAGAAAUUCCAUGAAAAAAUUAAGGGACUUCUACUGGAUUGUGACGUGAUACUAACCUUACAAAAUACAGAGAAACCUUAACUCCUCUGCAGUCUGUGAGGUUCUGCAUCAAAAAUGGAAUUAUGCAUUUGGAUGGAAGUUUUGCAUGUUUCACCAAAAACUGUUUAACAAUAGAACUUUUUUUAAUGUUUAAAAAAAAAUAAUCAAAAUUCAGUUAAGAAAGCUUGGACAAUCAUCCUCUGUUUACAGGUCUUUAUACGCUAUUCUCCAAAGGACA
Cariama cristata (Red-legged seriema) is the source of this 1093-nucleotide messenger RNA. It is a transcript of the gene ELMOD2, whose product is annotated as ELMO/CED-12 domain containing 2. NCBI's taxonomy places the organism in Eukaryota, Metazoa, Chordata, Aves, Cariamiformes, Cariamidae. The transcript has 9 exons. The record is from RefSeq and is a predicted model, not a curated record. The coding region runs from base 1 to 897 and encodes 298 amino acids. Gene Ontology annotation, cellular component: membrane. Gene Ontology annotation, molecular function: GTPase activator activity.